Cryptomeria japonica (Japanese cedar) is the source of this 2963-nucleotide messenger RNA. RefSeq names its product protein CHUP1, chloroplastic. Bases 374 to 2761 code for a protein of 795 amino acids. Gene Ontology annotation, biological process: chloroplast organization. The transcript has 9 exons. The record is from RefSeq and is a predicted model, not a curated record. Gene Ontology annotation, cellular component: chloroplast outer membrane. Lineage: Eukaryota; Viridiplantae; Streptophyta; Pinopsida; Cupressales; Cupressaceae.
UUCGUAACAAGCUAUUCAGUUGAGGAAUACAUUCGAAGAUUUUGCAAACAAAGCCUGAAUUCAUCAAAACUCUCCAGAAUUCUGAAGAUUUCAGAACUGAAAUUUCGUCAAGGAGCUGGACUAUUAGCACGUUUUUUGUUUCAAAACAAUUGUAGAAUGAAACUGAAAUUGACGGCGUAUGACAAUUAUUUUGUGGAGUCCAACGAGUUUAGAAAAUUUUAGACCCUGUUUUGCACGAAACACGAAAUUUUUUCUGUCAGUUACUCGGUUUUUGAGUAAAAUUUGGCUUUCCGGCUUCCGAAAAUUACGGGAAUAAUGUUUUUAGCCGUCUUUGAGUAAUGUUACAGCAACAGGGACACAACAGGGUUCAAAGAUGAAAGAAGAGAUUCCUCGAAACGAGAUCAGGCACGGGACGGGUACGAAUUCAAGUACUGAAAGUAGCAAAUUGAGCUCUUUGAGCAAGAAUUCUGUCAAUGGUGUGAAGCCUAGAGAUGGACUACGGAGAUCUGAGGCUUUUAAUAGAGUCUCAAAGGAGACGAGGACAAAAACAAAGGCAAUUUCUGUGGAAGGGAACGCCAAAAAGGGGGAUCAAGCUUCUGUUAGAGUUCCUUCCAGGAAUCCAAUAGGUUCCCGAACUGAGGCUGUGAAAAAAAGCACAGGAACUCCUCACAUGGAAAUUCAUCAGGACACUGAAUUUGGAAAUAUCAAGACGUCUGCUGCUCGGAUGAAUCCAAAACUUCGGACAAUUGGGGGUCUUAAUUCUUUGAAACAGUCACAGAGGUCUAUUAAUUUGGAUUCUGAUUGCAAUCAUAUCAAACCAGUUGAAUCAUGUUGUCCUACACAUGAAAUUCGACAGCUGAGAAGAAUGAUCAAGGGAUUACAAGAAACAGAGGAGACACUUCAAAGUGAACUUCUCCAUGAGCAAAAAGACUUAUUCAGAGCAUUGCAUAAGGUUACCGUGUUGGAGAAAGAGCUUGGAGCAAGGUGUACUGAAAUUGAGGGAUUGAAUAUGAGAAUUGUUUCUUUGAGCGCAGAAAGUGCUGAAAAUAUUAAAAAGAAUUUGGAGACAACAACAAGCUUGGAAACUCAAAUUCUUCAGCUUCAGAACAUGAAUGCAGAACUUGAAAAUGAAGUUCUUCAGCUGCAUAACAUGACCGCUGAACUUGUACAGGAGAAAAGAGAACUGGCAGACAAGCUUGCAAAAGCUCAGAAAGCAGAAUAUGAUGCACUUGUUCAGAAAAAAACACAUACAACAAUGGACAUGGAAAUCCAAGUUGUUCAGCUGCAAAACACGAAUGCAGAACUUGAAGCCGAAGUUGUUAGGCUGCAAAACAUGAAUGCAGAGCUUGUACAGCAGAAAAGAGAAAUGGCAAACAAGCUUGGAAAAGCCGAGUCAGAAAUUCUUGUGUUUUGCCAUCCUACCGAGUCCAAGAAACUUGAACAACCAAAUGGGAUGAGUGUCUCGUUGCCUGGUCCGUCGAGGACAUUAGCUUCAGAGCUUGCAGGAAAGAUUACUGAAUCUAAAGAUAAACACAGAACAAAUUUUCAAAAUGAUCAUGAUAAGAUGAAGAUAGAUGGGAAAAAGCUAGGAGAGAAGGAAAUGGAUGAGCAAAAGGAAGAGGAAAAGAAAGCAUUGACUGCCAAACAAAUUCUUUUGACAAAAUCUAUGGGUGUAGAAGUUGCGAAAAGACCAUCAAGAAUACCAAAACCUCCUCCAAAACCUUCAUUAGUAUCUUCCACAGCCUCAACCUCUGUGCGUCCAAAACAUCCAAGCAGCAUGCCACCACCUCCACCUUCACCUCCAUCUCCACCUCCAAAAUGUCCCAGCAACAUUCCACCACCUCCUCCAAUGCCUCCACAAUCGUUAUCCCCUUCUGAAGUCCUUCAUUCUAAGACAACAGUAAGAAAAGAUGCAAUGCAGAAAGCUCCAGAAGUAGUACAGUUUUAUCGCUCAUUGAUGAAACGAGAUUCAAAAAAAGAUUCCUCUGCAAUUGGGAAUUCUGAAAAUCCAGAUAUAUCAGUAGCUCGAAGCAGCAUGAUUGGAGAAAUUGAAAACCGUUCUGCACACUUGCUGGCGAUCAAAGAAGAUGUUGAAACCCAAGGUGACUUUGUACGGUAUUUGAUACAAGAAUUGAGGGUUGUAGCUUAUACCAAUAUCGAAGAUGUGCUAGCUUUUGUUCAGUGGCUUGAUGAGGAGCUUUCUUUCCUUGUUGAUGAGAGAGCAGUUUUGAAACAUUUUGACUGGCCAGAGAAGAAAGCUGACACUAUGCGAGAAGCUGCAUUUACAUACAGGGAUAUGAAAAAGUUGAAAUCUGAAGUCUUGUCAUAUGAUGAUGAUCUUCAUCAGCCCUCUGAUGUUACUCUAAAGAGGAUGACAAUGUUGCUGGAAAAGUUGGAGCAAAUUGUCUAUAAACUGCUGCAAACAAGAGAAAGGACGAUGGCCCUCUACAAAGAGUUUCAGAUUCCAAUUGAUUGGAUGCUUGAUGAUGGCCUUGUUCGUGAGAUAAAGCUAAGUUCUGUUAAGCUAGCAAAGAGAUACAUGAAGCGAAUAUCUAUAGAGCUUGAGUCGAUGGGAAACUCAGAAAAGGAGCCUGCACAGGAAUUCUUGUUGCUUCAGGGUGUGCGUUUUGCUUUCAGAGCUCAUCAGUUUGCAGGAGGGUUUGAUGCAGAAACCAUGUGUGCUUUUGAAGAAUUGCGUCAUCUUGUUCACAUUGACGAUAAAGAGUCACAAGAUCUAAAUAAUUCCGUUUUAUCAGCUUAGUAUCAUUGCCAAGUAAAUACCUUAUUUUUAUGGGGGCAUAAUGAUAGAUGCAAUAAGCUAUGUAAUGGUACCCUGAAUGUGAAAAAAUAAAUUCAAUCUUGAGAUAAGUUGGUUGUUUUGCUGCUAUGCCGUUUGAGGGUAUUGAGGCCAGCAUACUGUGAAAGAAUAUUUAUUUAUCUAUAGGUUCUAUACUUUUGAUUCA